GCCAAAAAUGGCGGGAACCGAUCCAAAGAGGCAACUGCUAAACCUGAUUCGCGACGUCGCCUCUGAAAAGUCUCAGGGAGAGAUAAGAGUGGUUGGUUUGAAGAGUCGAAUAGAAGAGCUAAGAUUGGAGUUAGAGGCGGCAAAUGCGGAGCGAGAGGAGGCAAAGCGAUUCAAAGAAACAAUUGAGCAAGAGCUUAAAGGAUACGAAGUUGAAUUGGCGUUAAACGACAAUUCGUUUCAUGCCUUAGAGUCAAGGAUUUCUUCAAUACAAGAUGAUAUUUCAGCCGUUGGAUCUGAUGUGGAGAAUCUUAAGAAAGAAGAAGCAGAUUUACGAGACGGGUUCAUUAGCCAAAUGUUAGAGUUCAACAAUAAGAUAAGGGAAUUCCAUAUGACAGUAGCUUGCAAUUUUCGGAAAGAUAAUUGUCUUGGAACUGCAGCCGAAGUAGACCACAAUUUCAGCAAGAAGGAGGACACUGAAGUUGCUUUAGAAACUCUUGAGAAUAAGCUGGCUGAUAUAGUUUCUCAAACAGCUAAAGCGGAGGAAGCACACCAAAAAGAGGGGAAUAUUAACAAGCAGGUCCAGCUGGAGCUGGCUGAUUUUGAAAGGAAGGUGUCUUUGAUGGAGGCGAUAGUGACCGAAACAAAAGCAUUGCAGGAAUUAACAAGGCAGACUUCUGAAAUGGAGAAGACAAUUGCUUCUCUCACUGAGGAGCUGCAAGAAAGGUGUAUAUGCCCCAGUUGCCACAGAGAGAAUGUGGAGGCCCUUGGUGGUAUACUUCAUGCAAAUCAGGAAAAUUGA
Pistacia vera is the source of this 799-nucleotide messenger RNA. RefSeq names its product paramyosin. The transcript has 9 exons. The record is from RefSeq and is a predicted model, not a curated record. The coding region runs from base 8 to 799 and encodes 263 amino acids. NCBI's taxonomy places the organism in Eukaryota, Viridiplantae, Streptophyta, Magnoliopsida, Sapindales, Anacardiaceae.